Messenger RNA from Impatiens glandulifera, 951 nucleotides. Its product is annotated as transcription factor MYB92-like. NCBI's taxonomy places the organism in Eukaryota, Viridiplantae, Streptophyta, Magnoliopsida, Ericales, Balsaminaceae. The transcript is spliced from 3 exons. Bases 1 to 951 code for a protein of 316 amino acids. The record is from RefSeq and is a predicted model, not a curated record.
AUGGGAAGGUCUCCUUGUUGUGAUGAAAGUGGGCUAAAGAAAGGUCCUUGGACUCCUGAAGAAGAUCAAAAACUGGUCAAUUAUAUUAAAGAAAAUGGCCAUGGAAGCUGGAGAGCCCUCCCUAAACUUGCUGGUCUCAAUAGAUGUGGAAAGAGUUGCAGAUUGAGAUGGACAAAUUAUUUGAAACCAGACAUUAAGAGAGGAAAGUUUUCUCAAGAUGAAGAGGAAAUGAUUCUCCACCUCCAUUCUUUUCUCGGGAACAAAUGGUCUGCAAUUGCAACACAUCUACCCGGACGAACCGAUAAUGAGAUCAAGAAUUUCUGGAAUACCCAUCUAAAAAAGAAGUUAAUCCAAAUGGGUUUUGACCCAAUGACCCAUAGGCCUCGAACUGACAUCUUCACUAGUUUGUCCAAUCUUAUAACCCUAGCCAACCUUCGAGGACUAAUAGAAGGACAUCAAUUAACAUGGGAAGAACAACAAGCCAGUCAAACGGCUAAACUCCAGUAUCUCCACCAUCUUCUUCAACCACCUCAACUCAACACGGAUAAUAUUGAAGCUUAUAAUCUCGCGAACUCACUUUCUUCAAUGUCCUCUCUAUUACUCCCAUCUACAAACAUCCCUUCAAUUCAUGAAUCAAUCCCUUUUUCCCAUAUGCCCGAGCUGAAGAUUGCCGAUAUAGGCGUUAACAUGACAGCUCUAGCCAAAGACAAGAUGGUUCAAGCUUCUCCCGAACUUAGUGUUCUAAGCCAAAUCGAUAAUUCUCCCAACUCUCCAUGGCUACCCUCGACUUCAUCUCCAUGUCAACCUCUGACAACUUUUCAGACUUCUAUGCCAUCUAUGGAAGACAUGUCGAGUGCAUGCUACCAAGGACAAGGAGCCAUUACUUCAUCAUCGUAUUGGCCGGAUGAUCUUCUCGAGGAUCCAUUAAUGUUCCAUGACAUUGAUGGUUAG